AUGGAGAUGGCCAAGUAUCUGUCUCCAGUGACCGAGGCAGCCGAGAUCCAGCGUAUGAUCAACGCACACAAUGGAUCGCUGGGAAAUCCAGGUGCAAACAUCACCAAGUCGCCCUAUGGCAGACUUGAACUGUCCAAGACCACAUUUUACACAGGGUACCUCCUGUCAAAUGCCGACGCUGUUCGGAUAAUAGAUAACAUCUUCCUUCCACUAAUUUCAUCCAGCGUUGCUGACACCAGUGAAAUCAAGUUCAUGUCGAACAAUAUCCUGAUCACGCCACGGUCUGCUCCCAAACCCAUCCGUGACAAGGUUGGCGGACUGGGGAAGGUCGUCCGUUGGCGUCUCACGGACACAGGCCAUUUUGAACACAAGCUAUGGGCCGCAAGAGUAAGCCCGCUCGAUAGUUCAGUGGUCAUCCACACUGAUAAUCCAGAACCCAUCAUCAUUCUUGGUAUGCGCAAAGGCGUACGGCCGGCAGAUGCCAACAAGAUCCGUAACUGGACGCCAGUUACCAAGGAUGAUUCACUAGUAUUCGACACGGUAGUCGGUGAGAAGACCAUUCUGCGCGUGCAGGAAGAGGAUGUAGCACGGAACGGCGCUGCAAGCCGUGGAGGCAAGAGAAGAUUCCAGUCAGUCACUCGUGAUGAGGCAGACACAUCUACGCGGGAUUACCGCGAUAUGCAGCAGCAUCGGCCACCUGCCCCUGAAUAUUCAGGUGGGAGGCCCCCCCAGAACCACAAUAACCGCCAUUAUAACGGACCACCACCACCGUUCCGUGGGAACCGUGGCAGAGGUGGACGAGGUGGAAGAGGUGGCCAUGGCCGUGGUCGUGGCCGCGGUCCAGGAGGUAGAGACAACUACGGAUCCAGGUAUAGAUCCCUGGAUGACCAUGCUGUCGCGGCUGGCAGUCACGAUAACAUGAUGGACGGGAGAGGACCUGGCAGGGGACCUGGUGGUGGCCCAGUGAUGAACUAUUAG
This is a messenger RNA of Trichophyton rubrum CBS 118892, 978 nucleotides long. RefSeq lists its product as uncharacterized. The transcript has a single exon. The record is from RefSeq and is a predicted model, not a curated record. The coding region runs from base 1 to 978 and encodes 325 amino acids. Lineage: Eukaryota; Fungi; Ascomycota; Eurotiomycetes; Onygenales; Arthrodermataceae.